UAUCCUAGGUGUCGCAUUUUCUUAUAAUAACUAUGUUCUAGUCGAAAAAUCAAUGUUUAUAUUCAACAUUCUUUGAAAAAUAUUUAGUAUCAUGUUCAUAGUUGCAGCGAAAUGGCAAAUAUAAGUUUGGAGCCUCAAGAAAAAGAAAAGGUUACUUACCUACAAAACCAACCUUAUGACGAAGUUGUAGAAGUUUCCAGCUUGGAAGGAAUGGAAGAUGCUGAAACACAGGAGAAAAACAUAGAUGUGCUGAGUGACGAAGAAGUUGAGAGAAAUUCAGUUAAUGAGAAUCCAGAUAUAAAAGAACCUGUUUCCCAUGCUUUACUGGCUCCUCCUCGACCCCUGCCUUCAGCCCGAGUGCAAGGACUUGAAAAACCCGAAUCAGAUGAUGGUUCACAGAACAGCCAAGAAGGUGAUGAAGAUGAUGACGACGACGAUGAUGAUGAAGAAGAAGAAGAAGCAGAAAUUCAAGUAGAAGGUUCUCGACCCACUACUCAACGAGCACGCCCUAGCUCAGCCAGACCUAGAACUACCACAAUAAGAAAGCAUGUUAUACCACAGCCUGUCUCUCUACCUGUCCCUCUUCUAGCACGAAGACACGUGAAUAUGCAGGAUGAUGAUGACUCUCUGAGUCUGGGGCUUUCAGAGGACAGUAUGUCUGUUAGUGAUGCACAGAUUAGUAGGGGUCUCUUUAUGAGGACUAACAGUAUAGACUUGGAGGAGCAACUCUAUGUAUCUCAAGAAAGGGACAGAAUGUAUUUGCAGCUUCCAUAUGGGCAGGGUGGAAGGCAGUAUGAUCCUGCUGAUUAUGAACAUCUAUCCGUGUCUGCUGAAAUGAAGGAACUGUUUCAGUACAUCACAAGGUAUACUCCCCAGACUAUUGAACUGGAACACAAAAUAAAACCUUUUAUUCCAGACUUCAUUCCAGCAGUUGGAGAUAUCGAUGCCUUUCUAAAGGUUCCAAGACCUGACAACAAAGAUGAGAAGCUGGGAUUUUAUGCUUUAGAUGAACCUAGAGCAAAACAAUCAGAUCCAACAGUGUUAGACUUACAGCUCCGAGCUGUGACCAAAGAAACAACUACCAAAACUACAGCAGUUAAAAGAUUGGACAAUGCAGACAAAAACACCAAAGAAAUUGACACAUGGAUUAACAGUAUUGGACAGUUACAUCGAUCCAAGCCUCCUCCAACUGUUCAUUAUCCAAAAAAUAUGCCCGACAUUGACAGUUUGAUGCAGGAGUGGCCUCCAGAGUUUGAAGAAAUGUUGAAGGAGGUUGGACUUCCUUCAGCAGAAAUACAAUGUUCUCUAGAAGAUUAUGUAGAAAUUGUAUGCUGUACGUAUCAAGAAUUUUCUUUACUCAUUGAGUUGUAGCUAAAAAAAAACUAUUCUAACAAGUGAAUUAGAACUUGUGUACCAUAUUUGAUUAUAGUCAAUUUGUUAAGCAUGUUGUUUAUUUUA
Molecule: messenger RNA, 1458 nt
Organism: Limulus polyphemus (Atlantic horseshoe crab)
Lineage: Eukaryota; Metazoa; Arthropoda; Merostomata; Xiphosura; Limulidae
Product: intraflagellar transport protein 46 homolog
Exons: 11
Coding region: 112-1371 (419 amino acids)
Biological process (GO): intraciliary transport; cilium assembly
Cellular component (GO): centrosome; intraciliary transport particle B; motile cilium
Source: RefSeq, a predicted model, not a curated record